Bacillus rossius redtenbacheri is the source of this 2421-nucleotide messenger RNA. RefSeq names its product glucose dehydrogenase [FAD, quinone]-like. Lineage: Eukaryota; Metazoa; Arthropoda; Insecta; Phasmatodea; Bacillidae. The transcript is spliced from 2 exons. The record is from RefSeq and is a predicted model, not a curated record. Gene Ontology annotation, molecular function: oxidoreductase activity, acting on CH-OH group of donors; flavin adenine dinucleotide binding. The coding region runs from base 140 to 2005 and encodes 621 amino acids.
UCGGCCGCUGUCCGCCGAGCCGCGCAGGUGUGUGUCUCGUCUCUGCGCAGGUCAGUGCGUCGUAGCUGUCGCCGAUACUUCAACUGGUGAUUUUUUCAAUCAGUCUGAACAUCUCCGCAGGUCUAGCUCCAGCUCUGGCAUGGUGACGGUGGAGUACACGAGGAGACGCAUCUCGCUCAGUCGAGCCGUGAUAGCGGUCCUGUUCUUCAGGAUGAUGGACACGGGCAUACGACUGUUCCGGCCGGACAUCGUGGCGGAGAAGGAGCGACCGCGCGACGUCGAGGCCAUGGGGCGACAGCUGAGGGACUGGUACGACUUCGUGGUGGUGGGCGCGGGCUCCUCCGGGGCCGUGGUGGCCAACCGGCUGUCGGAGGUCCCCGGCUGGUCGGUGCUGCUCGUCGAGGCUGGGGGCGACGAGACGCUCAUCGGGGACGUGCCGCUCAUGAUGGCCUCCUACCAGAGGACCUCCACGGACUGGCGGUACAGGACGGAGGCCGACCCAGGCUUCUGCCGGGCCAUGCUCGACGGCCGGUGCCUCUGGCCCAGGGGGAAGGUGCUCGGGGGAACCAGCGCCAUCAACGGCAUGCUGUACGUCCGCGGCAACCGCAGGGACUACGACAACUGGCAGCGCCUGGGCAACGAGGGCUGGGCCUACGACGACGUCCUCCCGUACUUCAAGAAGUCCGAGGACAUGAAGGUCGAAACCCUCAAGGACUCUGCCUACCAUGGCACGGGCGGGUACCUGUCGGUCGAGCUGUACCGCCAUUACAACAAGUUGCUGGACGUCCUGGUGCAGGGCAUCAAGGAGCUAGGCUUCAAGAUGCUCGACGUGAAUGGCGAGAGACAGGAUGGGUUCAUGUACAGUUAUGGUACCUUGAGGAACGGAUUGCGGUGUAGUUCUUCUAAGGCGUUUAUCUGGCCCGCCAAAGAUCGUCCCAAUCUCGAUGUUACCAUGAAGUCGCAAGUGGCGCGAGUGACCAUUGAUCCGAGCUCGAAGAGAGUUCAAGAAGUGGUUUUUACUAAAAACGGAAGAGAGCAUACCGUAUCCGUGCGCAAGGAAGUUAUACUUUCUGCUGGUGCCAUCAACACACCCCAGAUCUUAAUGUUAUCUGGUGUUGGGCCUCGUAGUCAUCUCCAAUCUGUGGGAAUAUCUCCGGUCAUAUCAGAUCUGGAAGUGGGCCGUAAUCUUCAAGACCACAUUUGUCUCGGUGGACUGGUGUACACGGUGGAUGCCAAGAUCGGUCUCACAAUGCCCCGUAUUUCAGAAGUUUCUUCCAUCACGGACUUUCUGUUUCACAACAAAGGGGUCAGUAUGGCCAUGGGUGUAGCUCAAGUGUUCGGCUUCCAGAGCUCAUCUUACGCAAACAGUUCCGAAUAUCCCGAUGUCGGGUAUUACUUGUCCCCUGUUACAGACAACGCUGACGGCGGAGUGUUCCUCAAACGCAUCUCCGGGUACACCGAUGAGUUCUACAACAAGGUGUAUGAGCCGAUCAUCUAUCGCGACUCGUACCUCUCGUUCGGAUGUCUGAUGAGGCCCAAAAGCAGGGGACACGUGAUGCUGAGGGACAGGAACUUCUUGUCGCACCCGCUCAUACACCCCAAGUUCUUGUCCGAGCCACGGGAUGUGAAGAUCUUGGUGGAGGCAGGGCGGUUCAGCCAGAGGCUGAGCCAGACGACUCCCUUGAGGAAGAUCGGCGCCAGGGUGAACCCCAACAAGUUCCCCGGCUGCGAGCACCUGGAGAUGUUGUCCGACGAGUACCUGGAGUGUGCGCUGCGCGCGUACACCUUCACGCUGUGGCACCCGGCGGGCACGUGCAGGAUGGGCCCCGCCACCGACCCAGACGCCGUGGUCGACCCCAGACUGAGGGUGUACGGCGUGCGGGGGCUCAGGGUGGCCGAUGCCUCCAUCAUGCCGGACAUCGUCAGCGGCAACCUGAACGUUCCCUGCAUCAUGAUCGGCGAGAAGGUGUCCGACAUGAUCAAGGAGGACUGGAGGGAGGCGUAGUGUGUCAUCCCACAUUCAGCUGUCAUUUCUCACAGCAGUGGACAUUUGUUCUGGGGUGUUCACAAAGUUUGUGUGUCAUUUCCUAGAUGAAACUCUCAUUGGAUGUAAUAUUUAUAGACUCAGCAGUUAAAAUAUAUUGACUCUUUACGUGGUCAAUCUUAAAGUGCACAAGUGUUUUUUUUAUUAAUUUAUUGCAGAUCUUAUACUUGUAAGUUCAAUAUUAUGUUCAGGUUACAGAGCAGUGUAUCAUUCUUAUGUGCCAAUUUCCUAGUCAUAUAUUUGGGCUAUGUUUAGACCAUUGGAAAUCUUACUUCUUUCGAUGUAAAGUGUAAUUUUAGUCAUGUAUAAAUAUGUAAAAUUUUGUAGCAAUCUCUUAUUUUCAUAUAAAUGAUCAGCCUUGGCUGUAGUUCAGCAUU